UGGGGACCAGGGCCGCGCCCGCCCCGCCCCGCUCUGCUGCUGACGUCGCCUCCGCCCCACGCCUCGGCCACGCUAUAAAGGGGCUCUGGAUAGCGAUCCAUCUAUCGAUCGCCCCAAUCGCCCUGUCCCCUGGCUGCGCCGAGUCCCCGCCAGCUCUUGCCCCUUCCCGCACCCUUCACCCGGCACCCCAGCCCCCGGAACACCUCCCACCGUGCGCCCCACAUCCCUGCUCCCGCGCACUCGGGCACCCAACCCACGCGCACCCCACAGCUCCCCCGCCCUUUCUGUUACUGGAGAACACAGAAGGGCUUGGAGCUGCUGGGCAGAAGCAGGACGCCAGCCACCGCCUCGCCUCCCGGGAGCAGUGUCCUCUUUCCCCAGGGCGGGUCUGGCUCCUGGCGCCCUGCAGCUGGCCGCCUCUGCUGCAUUCCUCCGCCCUCCCGCGUCCACAGGCUGGGGCCACUAUGGCCUUCCACGUGGAGGGGCUGGUCGCCAUCGUGGUGUUCUACCUGCUCAUCCUGCUGGUGGGCAUUUGGGCCGCCUGGAGAACCAAGAACAGUGGCAGCGCUGAGGAGCGCAGCGAGGCCAUCAUCGUGGGCGGCCGGGACAUCGGGCUACUGGUGGGUGGCUUCACCAUGACAGCCACCUGGGUCGGAGGAGGGUACAUCAACGGGACGGCGGAAGCAGUGUACGUGCCAGACCACGGCCUGGCCUGGGCCCAGGCUCCCAUUGGAUAUGCUCUCAGUCUGGUGGUGGGUGGUCUGUUCUUUGCCAAACCCAUGCGCUCCAAGGGCUACGUGACCAUGUUGGACCCAUUUCAGCAGAUAUAUGGGAAGCGCAUGGGUGGCCUCCUCUUCAUCCCCGCGCUCAUGGGAGAGAUGUUCUGGGCUGCAGCAAUUUUCUCUGCCUUAGGUGCCACCAUCAGUGUGAUCAUCGAUGUGGACAUGCACGUGUCUGUCAUCGUGUCUGCGCUCAUCGCCACCCUGUACACGCUGGUGGGCGGCCUCUACUCAGUGGCCUACACAGAUGUCGUCCAGCUCUUCUGCAUCUUCCUAGGACUGUGGAUCAGCGUCCCCUUCGCCCUGUCUCAUCCUGCGGUGGCCGAUAUCGGGUUCACAGCAGUGCACGCCAAGUUCCAGGACCCCUGGUUGGGAACCAUUGAGCCCUUCGAGGUCUACACCUGGCUGGACAACUUUCUGCUGCUGACGCUGGGCGGAAUCCCGUGGCAGGCCUACUUCCAGAGGGUGCUGUCCUCGUCCUCAGCUACCUAUGCCCAAGUGCUGUCCUUCCUGGCAGCCUUUGGGUGCCUGGUGAUGGCUCUCCCAGCUGUGCUCAUCGGGGCCAUCGGAGCCUCCACAAACUGGAACCAGACCUCAUUCGGCCCGGACAACCCCAAGGACAAGGGCGAGGCAGACAUGAUCCUCCCGAUCGUGCUGCAGCACCUCUGUCCCGUGUACGUGUCCUUCUUCGGCCUGGGCGCGGUGUCCGCUGCUGUCAUGUCCUCGGCCGACUCAUCUAUCCUGUCGGCCAGCUCCAUGUUCGCACGCAACAUCUACCAGCUCUCCUUCCGGCAAAAUGCAUCAGACAAAGAAAUUGUCUGGGUCAUGCGAAUCAUGGUGUUUGUGUUUGGAGCCUCUGCCACGGCCAUGGCGCUGCUGACCAAGACAGUGUACGGGCUCUGGUACCUCAGCUCUGACCUGGUCUACAUCAUCAUCUUCCCACAGCUCCUGUGUGUGCUGUUCAUCAAGGGGACCAACACAUAUGGGGCGGUAGCAGGCUACGUGGCUGGGGUUUUCCUGAGAGUAACAGGAGGGGAGCCCUAUCUGUACCUGCAACCUGUGAUCUUCUACCCGGGGUACUACAUGGACAAUGGUGUCUACAACCAGAGGUUCCCAUUCAAGACCCUCGCCAUGGUGACUUCCUUCCUAGUCAACAUUUGCAUCUCCUAUCUGGCCAAAUACCUGUUUGAAAGUGGAACCUUGCCACCAAAACUGGAUGUGUUUGAUGCUGUUGUUGCAAGGCACAGUGAAGAAAACAUGGAUAAGACAAUUCUGGUCAGAAAUGAAAAUAUUAAAUUAAAUGAACUCGCACCAGUGAAACCUCGCCAGAGCCUAACUCUGAGCUCAACAUUCACCAAUAAAGAGGCUCUCCUCAAUGUCGACUCCAGCCCAGAAGGGUCAGGAAUUGAGGACAACUUACAAUGAUCCUUCCCACUACUGCUUUCCCCAACAGAGCACGGUAGGAAAGUAGCCCUGGAAAGAUGGUUUGUGACAUAUAAAAUACAUAUUAAAAUAUAAAUAGAGUUCAAGAGGACAAUAAUCCUGCAGAGAGUAAAAAAUCAAUUCUAAAGAAAAAGUUCAAGAAAAACAACAUGCAAUCACACAAAUUCAUGCCAAGCUAGGAGCAACACCUGUGAAGCAACAACUUUAUUUCUCAUCUGUAGAAGCUUCAGUUUUGAUGAUGGAUAGUUGUAUUAGGUAAAAAAGUGAAUAAAUCCCCAAUCAAAGAACACAUGACUAAGCAGAGAAUUUAUUUUUAUCUUGAAAAAAGGAAAUACACAAGAAAGAGCCUAAGAAAGAAGAAAUCAGCCAGGCUAUUUGCACAUCAUUGGCUACAUCACUGGCAAAAUAGACUGACUGCAUAUCCAGAGGCUGUCACUCCAGGGAAUGGUGUGAUAAAUGAACCACUGAUUUUUCCUACUGUGAUGGUUGUCCCCUUCCUGCAUAGUCUGAACUGUAACAUUUGCUGAAUAUGCAACCUGGUGUUCUGUUCUGUUUUGUGUUUUUGGACAUGGGCUCAAACCCAGGGCCUUCACGUGCUAGGCAAGCACUCUACUGUUGUGCUACCUCCCAGCCUUGUAAUCUGUUACUCUGUUAGUAAUAGCAUAAACUAUUCUCGGCACAGGCAAAUUGAAUGCAUAAAAAUGAAUGAAGAAUGGCACUAUUUGUGCACAAAGUUUUAAGAAAAUAGAGUCUGUUUGGCCUUUGCGUAUGUCCAUGACACAUAGAUCAAGGCAGCUGGAGUGCCAGGAGAUGAUUUGACAGCAAUAAAUCAAGGACAUCAAACACAAGUGAUAGAAGAGUAGACUCUUAUCUUUAGCUGAAGGGUAUGAAGUUUUGCCACAGGCUACAAAAAGGAGCGCCUUGGAUACCAUCUAAGUCAGUAUUGGAAGCAAAUUGAGCCAUAGGUAAAAAGAGGUAGCUAUAUGCACCAAUUCUGCUUGAUAAAAAAGAAACUGGUAAAUUAACAUGAAUUUUGCUGAACACUUAUUACUGGCACUUCCAAAAGCACCCCUUGUAGUAAAACAGACACAUGAACCCUGUGCAUUUCUGGGCAUUUAUUUGUGAGACAACUUGGUGUUGAAGGAUCCACCCUAUGACAUUUUUCAUACAAACCAGUUUCAGGGAAUGGAAAAAUCACAACCACAGAAAGCAUAUGGGGAAUUUCAAAAUGGGGCAGAAAAUAGAAAGCAAAAAUAAGUCUUAAAGGGAAAGAAGCCAUCGAUUUUAAUAUUGUGGUAUGUACAUAGCUUUCAUGAAGUCACUAAGUAUUAUGUUUCUCUUUUCUAGCAUUAAAAUGGGAACACACACACACGUGCAAUAUACAUCGGCGUGGUUUGCUUGGUGUAUGGUAUAGUGUUCAGUGCUUCCGCCAGACGUGCAGUUAGAAAGAACAGCUUAGGGCUGGGGAUUUAGCUCAGCUGCAUAAGCACCUGCCUUGCAAGCAGGUGGUCGUGAGUUCGGUCCCCAGUACCAGAAAAAAGGGGGAAAAAAAGAGUAAAAGAACAGCCUGGAACCAGACUGGAAACAGAGCCCGCUGCUGAGCUGUGAAGGUGUCAGGGCUGGGAUCCCAGGACAGGAGCCAGCUGCAUUGCAGGAAUGGCAGCACUUUCUUUAAAAACGUUUCUCUCUGCAAUUUGCAACCAAAA
This is a messenger RNA of Cavia porcellus (domestic guinea pig), 3928 nucleotides long. RefSeq names its product solute carrier family 5 member 7 (gene Slc5a7). The coding region runs from base 465 to 2204 and encodes 579 amino acids. Gene Ontology annotation, biological process: transmembrane transport; synaptic transmission, cholinergic; acetylcholine biosynthetic process. The transcript is spliced from 9 exons. Gene Ontology annotation, cellular component: synapse; plasma membrane; axon. The record is from RefSeq and is a predicted model, not a curated record. Gene Ontology annotation, molecular function: choline:sodium symporter activity. NCBI's taxonomy places the organism in Eukaryota, Metazoa, Chordata, Mammalia, Rodentia, Caviidae.